Culex quinquefasciatus (southern house mosquito) is the source of this 6338-nucleotide messenger RNA. It is a transcript of the gene Set1, whose product is annotated as histone-lysine N-methyltransferase SETD1. The coding region runs from base 411 to 5978 and encodes 1855 amino acids. Gene Ontology annotation, cellular component: Set1C/COMPASS complex. Lineage: Eukaryota; Metazoa; Arthropoda; Insecta; Diptera; Culicidae. The transcript has 4 exons. Gene Ontology annotation, molecular function: protein binding; RNA binding; histone H3K4 methyltransferase activity. The record is from RefSeq and is a predicted model, not a curated record.
GUUUCAGUGCAUCUCGAUGUCACGCACACUAGCGCAGCUCGCACGAACGCACUUCUUGACAAGUUUCCUCCUAAGUUCGCGACGGUCAGAUUUUUCCGGGAUUUAUAUUCGCAAAAUUCACCGUCCAAAGUCACCCCAAGCGGGACGAUUCGUGUGGCAAACGGUUCCCCGAGGUGGCCCGCACCGGUCGCACAUCGAGUUUGGCGGAACGGCUCGCGGACGCGGCGGAAAAAACGAAUUCUUUGAAGGUUUUUUUUUUCCUGUCCUGGCUCUUGCGAAUGUUUGCCGUCGCGGGGUCGUAAAACGGGAUCGCUAAUUUCUCGGGAACUGGACCGCGCUGGCUUGCGUUGCGGUUCGCAAGAGGCGCUUCGGGGGUCAGCGUGCAUUUCUAGAUUAAGCAGCGCGCAAUCAUGAAUGGAUCGGCCGAUGGCAAAUCGUCCAGCUCGUCGUCGUCGUCCUCUUCCGGUGGAGGUGGAGGGACGUCCCAGCAACAGCAGCAGCAAAAGGCCCCGCGGAACUACAAGCUGAUUGCGGAUCCGUUUCUGCACAAGGGCGUUCCGAAGAUCUACCGGUACGAUGGGGUCGUGCCGGGAGAUCCGGCGUACCCGCCCGUUGUGCCGCGGGAUCCGCGCAAUCCGCUGGCCCGGAUACGGUCGUCCCGGUUGGACGCGAUGGAGCUGGUGCUGCCAAGGUUCAAAAUCGACCAGCACUACAUCGGCGAACCGCCGGCCAUCGAGAUCACCAUCACCAACCUGAACGACAACAUUGACAAACCAUUCCUGGCGGACCUGUUGGCCAAGUGUGGCACGUACACUGAACUGUACAUCUACUACCACCCGACGACGCACAAGCACCUCGGCCUGGCCCGGAUCGUCUUCGAGAACGUCCGCUCGGCGCGACUCUGCGUGGAGCGGCUCAACGGGACGUCCGUCAUGGGCAAGGUGUUGAACGUGUUCAAGGACCCGUUUGGCGAGGACUGCAAACGGCUGCUGGAGGAAAAGACCGCGGAAAAGAAGAAGGCAGCGCCGGUGGCGGCUCCGGUAGCCGCAGCACCCCCGCCACCACCUCCACCCGCUCCGGAACCACCGGCGUCACGUCACUCGUCCAGCUAUUCAUCCAAGUCCGAACCGAGGACGACGUCCUCCCAUUACGGAGCUCGCGGCAGUCACCGGAACGAGCAACUCAACGACGAUGACAACUGGGAUGAUCCGGCGCCGCCGCCGAAGAAGACGUCCGCCCCACCACCGGCGCCCGUGGUUGCGAAGGGUGCCUUGGCCGACGAGGACAUGUGGGACGCAGGUGAGUUCUCCGGCAGUGGUGGCAACAGCCAAGACUCGAGCUACUACAAGGAGAGCAAAUACCCGCCCAAGAGUUCGACGAGCCACUACGACGUACGGUCGGACGAGGAUAGCCGAGGCAAGUCGGACCGGUAUUAUGAUCGGGGCCGGGACAAGGACAAGGAUCGAGGCCGGAAGAGUUACAACCAUGGUCGAGAUGACCGGGAUAGGCGCGAGCGGGACGAUGAUCGAGGAGGAGGUCGUCGUGGUGAUUGGGACCGCGGGGAUGACAGGCGACGUUCUGGUGAUCGCUAUGGUUUAGGGCGCGGGGAACGGGACGGACGGCGGAAGGGAAGCGGCGGAGGAUACUGGGAAGGUGACUCAAGAGGCUACUCGGGCGAGAUGGGCGGUUACGGAGGUGGUGGUGGUAGUAGUGGAAGGUACGGUUCAUCCUACGAUCAAUACUACGGAUAUGCGGCGAGUUCGGAUUACGGCCACUACGGCUAUCCGCCGCCAAUGCCGUCCGAUGGCUACGCAGGGUCCAGUUCUUGGGCACCUCCCCCACCACCCGAGGAGAAACCCAAACCUCCGCCACCCCCAGCGAGCGCCAAAUCCAAACAAAGUCAAGCCGCCCUCGACGACUGCGACAUGUGGGACGACGGAGAAUCCUCCAAGCCACCUCCGCCGAAACCACCCUCGACUCCACCGCCCAUCCCAACCGGCCCCAAAGAUGAUCCAACGGUGGCGGCCGGCGAUGACGACAACAGCGGAUCGGCACUCGAUCUGGACACCCGGAUAGCGCUAAUGUUCAAGGACAAAACGUUCGGUGCGGCCCCGUUCCUGCAGCUGAGCGAUGGCGAAGAAGAGGACAAACGCGAGGAAGGCGAAAUGGCCGACGACAGCCGGGAUGGGUCGAUCAAGGCGGAGCUCAAGCAGGAGGACGAGUCCAGUCCGUUGCCGGAUGCGGACGUGAAGGUGAAGAAAGAAUCCGUCAAGUUGAAACCGCCCAAGGAGGAAGGCGCCAGUGACAUCUCGUCCAGCGAGGACGACAUCCUGGCCAAGGAAAGUCCCCCGCCGAAGCCACCGAGCAAACCGUACAUGGAAGAUAUCAUCAAGCGGGACAACGACCAGAUGUCCCUCUCGAGCUUAUCCUCCAACGAUGGCAAAGUUGACGACACGGCCGCACCGCCACUUCCCCCAGAACCAGCCCCAGACGCACCACCCCCGCCAGAGUCGGUCGCUCCGUACGUCUACCCUCCUGGCAUUGGUCCAGGUAUGGGCUACCCGCCAGCGCCACCCGGAACCGAUCCGUCCUACUACUACUCCCAGUCGUACUCCCAGAGCUCGUACGAACAGUACCAAUCCGGGUACUACCAGAACAGCUACAUGCAGGCGCCGUACGUGCCGGGCCUAACCGGAGCCUACCCGUACCAGACGUACGGCUACUCCGGCAAACGAGACUCGUACGACGAGGACGAUCGCUACCGAUCGUCCUACUCAAGUUCGGAGCGCAAUCGAAGCGAGCGUGAACAGCGCAAGAAACACAAUCGCUACGAGGAGGCCAUCACGGCCGUCAUCGACCGCGUCACGGCCGAGCUAAAGCAGAUUCUGAAGAAAGAUUUCAACAAAAAGAUGAUUGAAAACACGGCGUACAAAAAGUACGAAGCCUGGUGGGACGAAGAGCAGGAAAAGAGCAAGGGCAAGGACAAGGUCGGCGUACUCAGCGAAAUCACCCCGCUGGCGGCGGCCAAAGUGGACAAGGCACCGGACAUCAACCAGCUCCUAAACCAAACGUACGACAAUCUGGACUCCAACAGCAGCUACAUCGGACUUGGUCUGCGGGCGACCAUCCCCAAAAUGCCCAGCUUCCGGCGGAUCCGCAAGCAGCCCAGUCCCGUUCCGCAGGACGAAGACUCGCGCCGCAGCGACCAGGAGGACAUGGUCCACGGGUCCGACUCGGAAAAAGAAACCGACUCCGUCAGCCGACCCAAAACGCCACCCCCGUCCGGUUCCUCCGCCGACACUGGCCGCGGCGCUGGCGUCUCACGAACCCUCUCCUCAUCGUCGGUGCCCCGCUCGGAAAAACGCAAAGCCAGCGUAUCCUCGUUCUUCACCUCCUCCAGCGAGGAGGACAGCUCCGGCAGCGAUUCCGACGACAGCACCGACUCCGGCUCGGGUGGCCUGUCCGACGUGGAAAUGUCGUACGCGAACAAAAAGCAACAACAGCAACCUUCCCAACAGUCCGGAUCCGGAAGUCGCACGGAGAAACGCGACAAACGAAUAUACUCAGACUCGGACAGCGACGAGGAAGCGUCGGAACAGCAGCAGCCAUCGACGACGAGCAAGUUUCCCCUGCCGAGCAGCAGCGCUGGUUCGCGCAACAAAACGAAAAUAUACUCCGACUCGGACUCGGACUCGGAGGUGUCGUCCAAGCCGCCUCCCCGAGAAGUGCUUCCACCCGUGUCCACCGAAAAGGCGCGCAGCAAAAGUCCGGAACCGGCGACCCCGACAGUUCUUCCCCUGGAGCAACUCUGCGAAGCUCUGUCGCCGGAUGUGCCGGACGAGAGUCCGCCAACGCCACAGCAGCCACCCCGCACUCCAGGCCGGGAAUCCCCCAAGAAAUCCACCUACGAGUUUGACCGCAUGUACAGCGACUCCGAGGAGGAGCGCGAGUACCAGGAGAAGCGCCGGCGCAAGGCCGAAUAUCUGGAGCAGAUCGAGCGUGAGUUCCAGGAGGAGCAGCUGCGGUUGGCUCAGGAGCGCGAAGAGGCGGCCAAAGCUGCUGCGGAAGCUCCCGCGCCGGAACCGGUAGCCAAGAAAUCUCCCGUCAAAAGCCAAGCCAAGAACAACCGCAAGAACGCCACUCCGUCGGUCAACCUGCUCGAGAAGGCUCCCAGUCCGAGCGAUCCCAUUACGCCCCUCACGAGUCAACCGCCGCCAACGCCCGGCGCCGGACUGCUCGAAGAUCCGAUGGUGGCCGCGGCAGCAUCCGUCCCCCAACCUGCCAGCAAAAAGAAGAAAGCGGAAAAAGCGCCCAAAUCCAAGGCGAAAGGUGGCAAAAAGGCCAAGGAAACCAACGGCGUGCAAGCGCCGGUGCCGGAGUUGCCUCCAAUCGCUCCCGUCGAACCGCUGCCAAUGGUUCAACCCGUUCUUCCACCCCGGGUCGUCGCGCUGGGAGGUUCCGCCACGCCCCAGCAACAGCUCAGCUCAUCGGACGAUUUCUUCUCCGCCGACGAGGAGGCCGCCGCAGCGCGACGAGCCGCCAAAGCAUCCCCCGCGUCUUCCGACGGUGGCUCGAGCCAAGCUAGUCAGGUGGCGUUGGACCACUGUUAUUCGCUUCCACCCUCGGCAUCGCCGUCGUCUUCCUCGCCGCAUCCCCAGUCGGACUCGUCGGUGCCGGUCACCGUCGCAAACAAGUACGCACCCACCUCGUCCGAAGCGUUGGCCCACGAUCACGGCUACACGAACAACGAUGCCGCCGGAGCCAUCGGCGAGAUGCCAACCUGCCCACCUGCCCAAGUUCCCAUGGAAGUUCAGCAGCAGCAGACGACCGCGACCGAAGUCGCGCAAGUCGUCCCCGCCCAGCGAUCGGCAGGUCGACCCAAGAAAGACCCGAACGCCCCCAAGGCCAAGUACAAGCGCAAGCAGGACAAAGCGGCGGCGGUGGCAGCAGCUACGCUUCAAACCUUUGCCAGCACGGUAGCCACUUCUUCGCAGCAGCAGGCCCUGCUUCCGUUUGCCGCAGGUCAGCAACAGCUGUCCACGUUCAUGCCCGUGCCCAAGUACCACGAGCGGGAUAUCCGGACGCAGAUGUCCAUCCUGUACGAUUUCCUAACGCGCGGGAUCGACGCCGAGGACGUGCAGUACAUCCGCCAAAGCUACGAACUACUGCUCGGCGAUGACACCAACAAUUACUGGCUCAACGCGACGCACUGGGUCGAUCACUGCACGACGGACCGGAGUUUCCUGCCACCGCCGCCGAAGAAGCGCAAAAAGGACAAGGAAACCGUGUGGGACAUCAAGCAGCACUCGACGGGGUCGGCGCGAACGCAGGGCUUCUACAAGAUUGACCCGCGGGAAAAGGCCAAAUACAAGUACCACCAUCUGCGCGGUACGGCCGCCGAGAACCACCUGAAGAACAUCGAAACGGCCAAGGCCGUCACCAAGAUGCAGGGACUUUCGCGGGAAGCCCGCUCGAACCAGCGCCGCCUGUUGACGGCGUUCGGCGCCAGCACCGAGUCCGAGCUGCUCAAGUUCAACCAGCUCAAGUUCCGCAAGAAGCAGCUCAAGUUUGCCAAAUCGGCGAUCCACGACUGGGGCCUGUUUGCGAUGGAACCGAUCGCCGCGGACGAGAUGGUCAUCGAGUACGUCGGGCAAAUGGUGCGCCCGUCGGUGGCGGAUCUGCGCGAGACCAAGUACGAAGCGAUCGGCAUCGGCAGCUCGUACCUGUUCCGGAUCGACAUGGAGACCAUCAUCGACGCGACCAAGUGCGGCAACCUGGCCCGGUUCAUCAACCACAGCUGCAACCCCAACUGCUACGCCAAGGUCAUCACGAUCGAGUCGGAGAAGAAGAUUGUGAUCUACUCCAAGCAGCCGAUCGGCGUCAACGAGGAGAUCACGUACGACUACAAGUUCCCGCUCGAGGACGAGAAGAUUCCGUGCCUGUGCGGGGCACCGGGCUGUCGCGGUACGCUCAACUAAGGUGGACGAAGGUGGUGUAAAUCUGUUAGAAUGCUCAGAGUUAGGUUUUCUUUUCUGUUUUUGUUUUUUCGUGGUCGUCGUGUAAGAUCGAGUGAGGAAAAAGUGUGCGGCGGGACAAGUUAGGAACAAUUUUUGCUUAGCUAAAACAAAGUAAGGAGUAAGGAACAACGGUGAACAAAAUGGGCGAGUUUUGGAAGUCUCGAGGGAGUCUGCCUUGGCGCGGAUGUGUAUGAUAUCUAGGAAGAAAAGCAAUUACGCGGUGGGGAGAUUUUCGGGGGUGGACAGGACUCGCGUUUGUUUACGCCUACAUUUAUCUCGUUUUUCCAGUGAUUCGGAAAAUACAUUCAAAUGCGCCAGUUA